Perkinsus marinus ATCC 50983 is the source of this 327-nucleotide messenger RNA. RefSeq lists its product as hypothetical. The record is from RefSeq and is a predicted model, not a curated record. Gene Ontology annotation, molecular function: nucleic acid binding. Lineage: Eukaryota; Perkinsozoa; Perkinsida; Perkinsidae. The transcript is spliced from 3 exons. Bases 1 to 327 code for a protein of 108 amino acids.
AUGACUUCCGUCGAUACUGAUACGCCUGUCAUACGCUGUACGUCGAAGCACUCUGCCAAUUUCUAUAUCCGAGCCGUCCAGAACUUCCUCAAUGGCAUGCCGGCCAAGGGUGAGCUAAGCGCCAAGGCACCAGUAGAUCACCUAGAAGUGACCGGUCUGGCGGCGGCUAUCACUCAUGCAGUGGCUGCUGCUACUGCAACAGAGUCAGCAGGGAUUGGGAAGAUAGUCAAAAUUAGGACUGACAUCGUUAUGGUCAGACCUGACUACCCUGGGGGACAAGUUGGCGAGGAACAUGGUAGAUGGGGGAUUCGAACUUGUGCCUGUUGA